AUGAUUGACAGCAAAUAUGAGGUCCUCCCGUUUCUGCCCAAGACCUCGCUGCAGCCUUUGGCGUCUGGCAUCACAGUAGUGCACCCUCUAACUCGGAGAGGCAAAGGUCCAGGACUCAUUGUCAUAGUUUCCCAAACCGGCGUCACUGGCCAGUCAUCAUUGGCGAUAGAAAAUGGAGUACCUUGCCCUGUCAUGAAAUGGGCCGAGGAGGGCUUUACUACGGUCGAAAUUACAGCAGCUGCAUUGGACCAUCUCACAAAUGCAAUGGAUAUUGCUCUUGACGGACUCCGGAAUAGCCAUACUAUUGACUCCAAGGGCUUGGUUGGUCUAGUUGCUUACGACCCCCAGUUGUGGAACAAAGUUGCGCCCACAAUAGACACUUUAAACGAAAUUGUUGGAACUGUGGUCUACGGGGAUCUCGAAAAACAGCAAGCACUAUCUCAGACAUCACUCCCUCAGUUGCACCAUCUGGCAGGCAAGUCCGAGAAGCUUCUACCUAGAGGUGAAAAGCUCACGGCCUAUGACUACCCCAAUGCCGAGUCCUUUCUUUUCGCCACACCGUUCAGUAAAGAUUUCAAGUAUUCUCUCGAGUCCGUUUCACACUCAAGAAACUUGAGCUUUUUCAAACCUUUGACAAAGGGUCCCUACUUUGAUCUCGAAGCCAUCUGGGAUGAGCAUACUUACUACGAAUUUGAGAACCGCUCUGUGGAGUGCACAAUGGCCACGAUGGUACAGGAGCCGUAUGUAAAUCACAUCACGACACUUACAGGAGGCAUUGGACGCGAGGCUCUAACUGCCUUCUAUCGAGACCACUUCAUCUUCCAAAAUCCAGAUGAUGUUGACACCGAGGUCAUCAGCCGAUCAAUCGGUAUUGACCGUGUUAUUGAUGAGUUCAUCUUCAAGUGCACACACGAUAAACAGUUGGAUUGGCUUCUACCCGGGGUGCCUCCUACCGGCCGCAAGUUGGAAAUCCCCUUCGUCGCUGUGGUAAAUAUUCGCGGUGACCGUCUCUAUCACGAGCACAUAUCGUGGGACCAGUGUACUGUGCUUUUCCAGUUGGGAAUCAUGCCGGAUUAUCUGCCAUUUCCGCACCCGGUUGCAGGGCUAACCUUGAAAGCUGCUAGCAAAGGUCUCGAAUAUAGGGUUCCUGCGACAGGAAUUGAGACGGCUCAAAAACUGCGAAACAAAGAUGCAUUGGGCUCUAACCAAAUGUUUGACUACAAGUUGCGCGAGGCCUAG
Molecule: messenger RNA, 1239 nt
Organism: Clonostachys rhizophaga
Lineage: Eukaryota; Fungi; Ascomycota; Sordariomycetes; Hypocreales; Bionectriaceae
Source: the annotation of a GenBank genome assembly